AUGGCGUGGUAUUGCUCUGGCUCGACUAACGACGAGCUAGUUGAGAAUCUAUUUAAGGUGGGACUUAUAAAGAAUGAGCGGGUCAAGAGAGCCAUGAUGCGCGUCGAUCGGGCUCAUUAUUCCCCCUCGAGACCCUAUUCGGACUCGCCGCAGUCCAUUGGCCAUGGCGCAACAAUAUCAGCGCCACACAUGCAUGGUCAUGCGUGCGAAUAUCUCAUCGAUUUUUUGAAGCCAGGCUCACGGGUACUUGAUAUUGGUUCUGGCUCUGGAUAUCUUACACAUGUCAUUGCUAAUCUUGUUACCGACCCGUCAUCUGCCGGCGGCACCGAUGGCCAUGUCAUUGGGAUUGAUCAUAUACAAGAGUUGGUUGAUAUGUCCCGCAUCAACAUGAGUAAGUCGGAACAGGGCCGCAGGUUCCUGGAAACCGGAAUAGCGAAGUUCAUCUCCGGAGACGGCCGCUUGGGAUGGAAAGAAGAAGCGCCGUAUGAUGCAAUUCAUGUUGGCGCCGCAGCUGAGAAGCUCCACCCUAUAUUGGUCGAGCAGCUCCGCGCACCAGGGCGAAUGUUUAUACCCGUCGAAUCGGAAACCAAUGGAGACGCUUUGGAAAGCCUUGGACUUAGUGGGGGGCAGUAUAUCUGGGUGGUGGACAAAAUGGGGGAUGGUUCAAUCCGCAAGGAAAAGGUAUUUCAAGUGAGCUAUGUGCCACUGACUGAUGCACCCCCUAGAUAA
Aspergillus wentii DTO 134E9 is the source of this 729-nucleotide messenger RNA. RefSeq names its product protein-L-isoaspartate O-methyltransferase. Gene Ontology annotation, biological process: protein modification process. Gene Ontology annotation, molecular function: protein-L-isoaspartate (D-aspartate) O-methyltransferase activity. Gene Ontology annotation, cellular component: cytoplasm. The transcript has 2 exons. The coding region runs from base 1 to 729 and encodes 242 amino acids. The record is from RefSeq and is a predicted model, not a curated record. Lineage: Eukaryota; Fungi; Ascomycota; Eurotiomycetes; Eurotiales; Aspergillaceae.